Protopterus annectens (West African lungfish) is the source of this 5564-nucleotide messenger RNA. RefSeq names its product protocadherin 18 (gene PCDH18). The coding region runs from base 1285 to 4755 and encodes 1156 amino acids. Gene Ontology annotation, cellular component: plasma membrane. Gene Ontology annotation, molecular function: calcium ion binding. The record is from RefSeq and is a predicted model, not a curated record. Lineage: Eukaryota; Metazoa; Chordata; Ceratodontiformes; Protopteridae. The transcript is spliced from 4 exons. Gene Ontology annotation, biological process: homophilic cell-cell adhesion.
UAAUAGGUGUAGUGACAGAAUUUCAUUACAGUUCAGCUUUCUCGACUGAACAUAAACCUGUUUAUUCCCAGUGUGAGAUCCCCUUCCAAUGUCUCUUAAACAGGCAGUAUGGAUGCGCAAAGAGGAAAAAAUGGCGAAGUAUAGUUUUUGGCACACUAUUUUUGUUUCGAGCUGUUUCAUUAAUGCAGCAUUCUGCCAGGAUGACUUGAAGAGAGCAAUGUACAACUCAUUUCGUCUUGCCAUUGGCAGCAGACCUGACAAGAUCAAGGAACCCGGAGCGCGAGAAGGGUGCAGCUGAAACUAAACAUAAACACAUAAAAAUUACAAUGUGCUCUUGUUGCUACAUCAUCUUUCAAGAAGAAAAAAGUCAGAAUCGGCAGCCCUGAUGUCACAAGCAAACCACCAGCCGGUGGGUAAAACAUGGAUGCUGUUAUUUAAAAAAAAACGCUUUUACUGUUAAUGGCAUUAAGUCUAAAUGCUAGAGAGAAAAAGUUUAUGCAAACAGUAAACUGUCUGAAAUGUCAGUGUGCGUGUGUUGGGGGACAGGACUACUCGACGAAAGAAAAAAAAACAUGAGGGUGGGGUGAUGUAAAAAGGCUUUAGACAGGCGUCGCCCCUCUAAAACAAGAACGAGCAAAAUCUAAACACUAGGCGCUGUAAUUUGUCCCCUUUUGUAGUGGCACACUCAGUCUUUACUAAGGGAGGCCGGGGCGGGGUAGCUUUACUGACUUCUGACGUAGAGCCCCUUCAGUCUUUUUUUGGGGGAGUGCAGCUGAUUGGCUGGACUGCUCGCGGCACGCGUAGCCAAAGUUUUGUUGGGAGUUGAGACUCGAGCAGAUUUUAGACUGAAGUGUGACGUGGUUUGCCCACUCAGUGGCUGGACGUUCUGACUUGGUAUAUUGAGGCUCGCGGGAAUUAAGAAGAGUCAGGGGGAUAUCACCCUUUGCAAUGUAUUUGCUUCGCAAGAGAAUGUGGACAUGAAUAUCAAGGGCGGAAAGAAAGCUGACUCGCAUGUAAGCGGUGAAAAAUCAAAACUUUUUGAGGUGCCACCCUUUAGUUCUCAUGUCUUCUCAUAGCGCCACCAGAUGUAGUCGGGGCUAUGCAGCCUGUUGCAAGGAAUUAAAGAACUAAGAAGUUAAAAGAGUAGGACCUGUAGAGAGAAGGCGCCACUCUUUGUGGGUCCAAUAUCACAACUGCCUCUGUAAAUUGCGUUGAGAAACGAACACUAAUACUUAGGUGCACGAGAAAACUGACUGCAGCAUCUUUCUCAAGCCCCAGGCUAGAAUGUGUUGUGUCCUACGGCUUCCUCCAGUCCACCGGUUCCAAAUGCGUAGUUCUUGGCAAUUCUUCUCCCACCUGGUGGCGAUGGUUGUGAUGGUGCUGAUGAGCAGGGAGGCGCAGGGUACCACGGUCAGAUACCGAGUCUAUGAAGAACAGAAGGUGGGCACGGUAAUUGGCCGACUCUCGGAGGACGUAGCUGACAGGUUACCCCAAGACGUAGUAAUAAUGUUUCGGACUAUGCAGAAGGGCAAUACAACACCGCUAGCCGUGAAGGAGGACAGCACCGGGGAAAUCACUGUGCAGAAGCGGCUGGACCGCGAACAGCUCUGUCCUAAGGACCCAAACUGUACAAUCGAGUUUGAAGUGAUCACCUUGCCCACUAGCCUCCUUCAGCUGUUCCACGUAGUUGUUGAGGUUCUGGACAUUAAUGACAACGCACCGCACUUUUCUCGGUCUGUGAUCCCCAUAGAGAUCUCGGAGAGCGCAGCGGUGGGGACCCGACUGCCCCUGGAUGGAGCUUUCGAUCCCGACGUUGGAGAGAACGGGCUGCACGACUACUCACUAGCGGCCAACGAUGCCUUCAAAGUAGAAGUGCUGAGCCAAAAUGAUGGCACCAAAUAUGCCAAGCUCGUAGUGGUACGGGAAUUAGACAGAGAAAGACAGGCAAGUUACGAGCUGCUUUUUAUUGCUUCCGAUCGGGGGAUACCUCCAAGGUCUGGAUCUGCUCUGCUGCGCAUCACCGUGUUGGACUCCAACGACAACAGUCCAGUAUUUGAGCGCCAGUCAUAUGCCCUCCGUCUGCCGGAGAAUGCCCCAGUAGGCUCUCUUCUCAUUGACCUUAAUGCAACAGACCCGGACGAAGGCGCGAAUGGCAAGGUGGUUUACUCUUUCAGUAGCCAUGUGUCUCCUAGGAUCACAGAAACGUUUAAGAUCGACCCCGAGUCUGGUCACUUGACGCUUAUCAAGCAAGUUGACUAUGAGAGUACGAAGUCUUAUGAGAUUGACGUGCAGGCUCAGGAUAUGGGUCCGAACUCAAUCCCAACCCAUUGCAAAAUCACUAUAAAUGUUUUGGAUGUUAACGACAACAAGCCCGAAAUCAAUAUCAAUCUAAUGUCACCUGGGAAAGACGAGGUAGCUUACAUCUCGGAAGGAGUACCCCCAGACACCUUUGUGGCUUUGGUGAGGGUACAAGACAAGGACUCUGGUCUGAACGGGGAAGUAGUAUGCAAACUUCAUGGCCAUGGGCAUUUUAGGCUUCAAAAGACGCAUGAAAACAAUUACAUUAUUCUGACUAAUGCAAGUCUGGACAGAGAAAAACGAUCAGAAUACAGUCUGACAGUCAUAGCUGAAGACAAAGGGAUACCAGGCCUUUCCACAGCAAAACAUUUCACAGUGCAGGUUGCAGAUGAAAACGACAACGCACCACAUUUCCAAAAAAGCAGGUAUGAAAUAUUUUUGUCAGAAAAUAAUUUUCCAGGAAAAUAUAUUACCUCAGUUAUGGCUACAGAUCCUGAUCUGGAAGAAAAUGGACAAGUUACUUACACCAUUUUAGAGAACUAUGUGAUAGGUAGCUCAAUCACCACCUAUGUAACAAUAGACCCUUCUAAUGGUGCAAUAUAUGCUCUUCGAAGUUUUGACCAUGAAGAUGUAAACAAAAUUAUAUUUGUUGUCCAAGCCAGAGAUGGAGGAACCCACCAGCUCAUAAGUAAUGCCACAGUAGUGUUAACCAUUAUUGAUGAAAAUGACAAUGCCCCUGUAAUUCUAGUCCCUGCUUUACGCAAUGGCACAGCCAAUAUAUCUGUUCCUAAGGAUGCAGAUUAUGGUUACUUAGUUAGCACUAUAAGGGCAAGUGACAGAGACUCCGGCAUCAAUGCAGAACUGAGUUGUUCAAUUGUAAGUGGUAACGAAGAUAGACUGUUUACUAUUGACUCAAGGAAAUGUGACAUCUAUACAAAUGCUAGUUUGGAAACAGUUCAUUUCUCUGGGAGAGAUCUGCUUGUGAUGGUUCAGGACAAAGGCAGCCCUCAGCUGAGUAGUACUGCAUUAUUAAAACUGGGACUAUUUGAAAAUGUGCCUGACAUGCUUAGCCCAGCUCCCACAACUAGAAUACAAUCCUCCCUUGAUGUGUCCAUGAUUAUCAUUAUUUCUCUGGGUGCCAUCUGUGCCGUUCUUUUGGUGAUCAUGGUAGUUUUUGCUGCAAGGUGUAACAGAGAGAAAAAAGACACAAGAUCAUAUAACUGCCGUGUAGCUGAGUCCACUUAUCAACACCAUCCAAAGAGACCUUCACGACAGAUUCAUAAAGGAGAUAUCACACUUGUGCCCACCAUGAAUGGCACAUUGCCAAUUCGGUCUCACCAUCGGUCCUCCCCAUCUGCAUCCCCGACUCUGGAGAGAGGUCAGAUGAGCAGCCGUCAGAGCCAGCACAGUCGUCAGUCACUUAACAGCCUGGCAACUAUUUCAUCAAAUCAUGUACCAGAGAGUUUUUCCUUGGAACUGACACACACCACACCACCUGUUGAGGUUUCUCAGCUUUUAUCAAUGCUACAUCAAGGUCAAUACCAACCAAGACCAAGUUUCCGUGGAAACAAAUAUUCCAGAAGUUACAGAUAUGCAUUACAAGACAUGGAUAAGUUCAGUUUAAAAGACAGUGGUCGUGGUGACAGUGAAGCAGGAGAUAGUGACUAUGACCUGGGCAGAGAUUCUCCAAUUGACCGACUUCUUGGUGAGGGGUAUGGUGACCUUUACCUUUCUGAGGGGCAUCGAUUACCUGUAGCAAUGAGGCUAUGUACAGAUGAAUGCAGGGUGCUGGGUCAUUCUGAUCAAUGCUGGAUGCCUCCUCUGCCUUCUCCAUCUUCAGACUAUAGAAGCAACAUGUUUGUUCCUGGGGAGGAUGGCCAACAGCAUCAGCAGGAGCAACAACAGCAACAACAGCAGCAACAACAGCAGCCGCAGCCACCUGAUGAGGAGUGUCAGCCUGCUGAGACAAUUGAAAGGAAGAAAAGCUUCUCCACAUUUGGCAAGGAGUCCCAGGAUGAAGAGAACAGUGACCUUAGUACAACCUCUCUACUUUCUGAAAUGAACAGUGUUUUUCAGCGCUUGCUGCCUCCAUCGAUAGAUACGUUUACUGAGUGCAAUGAAACAGAGAGAAUGAAUUCUUUGGAGCGCAGGAAGGGACAAGUAGUAGCAAAGCCACCAGCCUACCCAUCAGGAGUGGCAGCUUGGGCAGCCAGCACUCACUUCCAAAACCCAGGGACCAAUGCUGGACCACCAGGUGGGACGCAUCUGAGUGCACAACCCUCUUCCAAAUGGCUACCAGCCAUGGAAGAAAUCCCUGAGAACUAUGAAGAGGAUGAAUUUGAUAACGUUCUCAGCCAGCUUAGCGUUAGCAGAAGUGACAGUAAGCAUGAACUUAUGGAUGCCAGUGAGCUGGUAGCAGAAAUUAAUAAACUAUUGCAAGAUGUCCGGCAAAGCUAGACAUAUAUUUAUUGUGGUAUUUUCCAUUUUUAUGGAAACUGGCAGAAAAACAAACUGGGAUUGCCACUCAGUUGCAUUUAUCAUGUAAAUGUGUCUGUGUAUGUUAAAUAUUUGAAUAUGUUGUAUUUUCUUGUCAUGUAUACAACGUACACAAUGCAAGUGUAAUAACCUCUGUAUUUUAAAAAUACAUUUGUAUCCUUAUAUUUAUAUAUAAUGCUUUUAAAAAGAAUAAAAAUCUAUUUUUGUAUUUUGCUGACACAAAUUAAUGUCAAAAAGAAAACAAAUGUUAUUUGAUUCAAAUGGUACUCGAUAAUGCACAUCACAAAUAUGAACACUUAACAUUCUAUUGUUAAAAAAGCCGAGACAAUUUUAAGUGCACCCAUUUUUAAGGGUCCACAUGAAAACAUGAAAAAUGUCAUUUUUUGGUAUCAUGUGAAAGGCAGGCUGAACUGCUGUGCUUCUUCACUUCCAGACCAGCACCACUAACUAACAUAAGAGAAGAAGAUGAAAACGUGUUCUGAUGCAUUUACAUACUGGCUUUAAAAGUAAAAGUCAAAACAGCUGCUCCUCUAUCCUUAUACCUUCACCUCAACACAUAAAUAACACUUUCCUGACAUCCACUGGGGGAAUACAUCAGCUGAAACGCCAUUGUUAUUAUUUUUACUAGUAGAAGCUCUCUCACACAGUCCGCAGACAGACCUUUUGACAUGACAGAUGGAAGUUUGUAAAUGUCUUUGUGCACACAUGUUUCUAUAUUUUUGCCAAGGUCAUUCUGCCUUUGUCUUCUGUGCACCUGCUUGUUUUCUCUU